Messenger RNA from Gopherus flavomarginatus (Mexican gopher tortoise), 3143 nucleotides. RefSeq names its product cyclin-Q-like. The transcript has 6 exons. Gene Ontology annotation, molecular function: cyclin-dependent protein serine/threonine kinase regulator activity. Lineage: Eukaryota; Metazoa; Chordata; Testudines; Testudinidae. Gene Ontology annotation, biological process: regulation of transcription by RNA polymerase II. Gene Ontology annotation, cellular component: nucleus. The record is from RefSeq and is a predicted model, not a curated record. The coding region runs from base 918 to 1649 and encodes 243 amino acids.
CGGAAGUGGGGGCCUCCCUGUCGUGCAGAGCCGGCUACAUCCGGGCACCGGCGCCGCGGGGCCUAGCGGUGACUGGGGCCACAGGCUGGUUCAUGGGGACGGCUCAAGCCGGCGAGGGCUCCUGAUUGAGUGAGGAGCACCGGUCACCUGGCCCCAGGGCGGCGGGAGGAAGUGACGCGGUGGGCACGGAUGGGUCAAGGGCCACACGUGAGGUCAUCAAAAUAUGCGGUGACGUCACUGUGUUGUGUCACAUGAUGCCGUUGUGAGGUGUAUGAUGUCAUCUCACUGCAGAGUGAUGUCACAGAAGGGCAGGAGGUCACACCUCAUGACUGUUGUCAUGGUGACAGUGCACAGCUAGUGAUGUCAUGGCACUGGGGUGAUGAUGUCUUGUUGCGUGAUGUCAUCAAGUGAGGUCACCAACGCACCUGAUGUCACACAGGGUCGUGGUAGUGCUGGGUGAUGUCAUCGAGUGAGGUCACCAGCCCACCCGAUGUCACACAGGGUCAUGGCAGUGCUGGGUGAUGUCAUCGAGUGAGGUCACCAGCCCACCCGAUGUCACACAGGGUCAUGGCAGUGCUGGGUGAUGUCAUCGAGUGAGGUCACCAGCCCACCCGAUGUCACACAGGGUCAUGGCAGUGCUGGGUGAUGUCAUCGAGUGAGGUCACCAGCCCACCCGAUGUCACACAGGGUCAUGGCAGUGCUGGGUGAUGUCAUCGAGUGAGGUCACCAGCCCACCCGAUGUCACACAGGGUCAUGGCAGUGCUGGGUGAUGUCAUCGAGUGAGGUCACCAGCCCACCCGAUGUCACACAGGGUCGCGCAGUGCUGGGUGAUGUCAUACCAAACGCGGUCAUGGCAGCAGGCAGUGGCGCUGGGGGAGUGACUCGCUGGUCUCUCUGCACAGGCAGCGGCUGGCGCCAUGGAGCCCAACCGGGCGGCAAGCGACCAGACUGGACGGGGAGCCGCCAAGACCAAGAUCCAUUUCAAGGUCACCCGGUUCAUCAUGGAGGCAGGGGUGAAGCUGGGCCUGCGAUCCAUUCCUGUGGCCACGGCCUGCACCAUCUACCACAGUUUCUUCACGGCCACAGUGGCCCCGGGGCCCUACGACCCCUACCUGGUGGCCAUGGCUGCACUGUACCUGGCCGGGAAGGUGGAGGAGCAGCACCUACGCACCCGGGACAUCAUUAACGUCAGCCACCGGUACUUACACCCCCAGAGCGACCCCCUGGAACUCGACUCCCAUUUCUGGGAGCUGCGGGACAGCAUCGUCCAAUGCGAGCUGCUCAUGCUGCGGGUGCUCGGCUUCCGCGUCUCCUUCCGGCACCCCCACAAGUACCUGCUCCAUUACCUGCUCUCCCUGAGGCAGUGGAUGAACCGGCACAGCUGGGAGCGGACCCCUGUCUCGGCGGCGGCCUGGGCACUGCUCCGGGACAGCUACCACGGCGGGCUGUGCGUGCGCUACCCCCCUCAGCACGUGGCGGUGGCCGUGCUGUACCUCGCCCUGCACUGCUACGGGGUGGAGGUGCCCACCCAUGCACAGGCUCAGAGACCCUGGUGGCAGGUGUUCAGUGAAGAUCUCAGCCAGACUCAGAUUGACCAGAUCGUCUUGGACCUGAUCCAGAUUUACACCUUGGAUGCGGAAAUCUCCUAAUGGGGUCCAGAGAGCGACCCAGUGCUGGGGAGGGGACAGGCCCCAUUCCCACCCCCCCAAGCCAGCCAGUCCCUGUCCUGGGGCGGGAUGGGCGCCAGUGCCCCUAGAGGGGAAAGACCCCAGGCCCCAUUCCCACCCCCCUAAGCCAGCCAGUCUCCGCCCUGCAGCCAGAUCAGAGCUGGCACCCCCUAGAGGGGACAGGCCCCUGCCCCAUUCCCCUGUUCCCUUGAGCCAGCCAGUCCCUGCCCUGGGGCCAGAUCGGGGCCAGCGCCCCCCAGAGGGGACAGGCCCCAGGCCCCAUUCCCCCAUCCUCCUGAGCCAGCCAGUCCCCACUCUGGGGCCAGAUCGGGGCCGGCGCCCCCCAGAGGGGACAGGCCCCAUUCCCCAGCCCCCAAGCCAGACAGUCCUUGCCCUGGGCCAGAUGGGAGCUGGGACCCCCUAGAGGGGACAGGCUCCGGGCCCCAUUCCACAGCCCCCAGAUUGGAGCCGGCGCCCCUAGAGGGGACAGACCCCUGCCCCAUUCCCAGCCCCCCGUGAGCCAGCCAGUCCCUGCCCUGGGGCCCGAUUGGAGCCAGCGCCCCCAGAGGGUAAAGACCCCAGGCCCCAUUCCCUGCCCCUUCCCCAGCUGUGAAAGCAGAGUGCUGGUUGCAGUCUGGGUGUCCUGUCCCACAGCCAUUGCCCUUGCUGCCCAUGCUCCUCCUGUGGGCCAGCUGCGCCUCGAGAAGGCCAUCUGCCCUGAGCACCGUGCCAGCUCAGAGCCGCCAGGCAGGGCGCUACAGCCGCUGGGCCACAAGCUCCAAAGCGCCACAUAGCGCGCCGUGGGGCCCGACUGGCCGAUUCUGUGUGGACCCAGGGCUUCUCUUUGCCCCUGCUCCGGCGAGUACAGCUGUGCCUGUGAACCAGCUGUGAGCGGGUUGUUCUUUGGGCUUUGCCCCGGGAUUGGGCCUGGCACCCAUUUCGCUUGCUGAUGCCUGGGCCCGUGGAGCGGUGCUGGGUCGCAAAGGGGGCCUCGGUAUAAUCACCACAGCCAUGAGGCUGGGGGGGGGGUCCCCCACAUGUGUAGCCGACUCUGCCUGAGUUUGCAGAGAGCCUGCAUCACCCUCGUCUUACGGCCCCCCGCUGCAGGAGGAGAAAGGCCUUCGGGAGGGUUAUUUCAGUAAUUUUUAAUAAUAUGAACAAACUUCAUCGAGCCAUUCAGUUGGGUUAUAUGCUUUGAUCCGGAAAUGGGCAUGGUUGGGGGUGGUCACAAUUUCAGUCCGAAAGCCACCCCCACACUGGGGAAGGGGGGGGACACCCAUAGAAACCUUCAAUUGAUUUUUGUUCCUUAAAAAAACCAAAACCAGUUUGUGUGUGUCCCCAGCUGGAGGAAGGGAAGAAACCAGACCAGCUCCCCCACGUGGGCGUGGUUAGACCCAGCGAGGUGGCUGAAGAGUGAGCGGGGAGUGGGGGGGGGUUAACGUUUGGUUUGUUUUAAAUAUAGAUCUAUAUAUUCAC